Messenger RNA from Limanda limanda (common dab), 4289 nucleotides. It is a transcript of the gene cald1b, whose product is annotated as caldesmon 1b. The transcript is spliced from 16 exons. Gene Ontology annotation, cellular component: actin cytoskeleton. Gene Ontology annotation, molecular function: myosin binding; actin binding. Gene Ontology annotation, biological process: angiogenesis; actin filament bundle assembly. The record is from RefSeq and is a predicted model, not a curated record. Lineage: Eukaryota; Metazoa; Chordata; Actinopteri; Pleuronectiformes; Pleuronectidae. Bases 274 to 2493 code for a protein of 739 amino acids.
GAGUCGCGGGACGGGCUGCUGCUGAGACAGAAACUUAACUUAAUGGAUAAUAAGAGUAAAAAAACGCCCGGGUGGCGCUGAGAAGCAUCGGGAAAAAAAGCAGAAGUCUCUGGAGGUGGAGGCUGCUAAAUGUGCCAAACUGACGGACGUAUGUGGUGCCGGGUUCACCAGCCCAGCAGCAGCAGGUGCGCCGGGAGACGAGCGAGGAGGACUCGACAAUGAUGAGCGAGUGGAGGCAGACAUUGAGAAAGUGAGGAGAAUCUUUUGGGCACCAUGGACGAUGACUUUGACCGCCGCAUGGAGCUGAGGAGACAGAGGAGAGAGCAGAUGCGUGUCGAUUCUGAAAAGCCGGGUAACACCAACGAUGAUGACGAGGAGGAAGCACGAGAGCAAAGGAGACGUGCGAGAGAGGACAGGAAGAAGAUGAGGGAGCCUGAGGAGUCUGAUAUUACUGAUACUAUCAACAGUAACAGUGUUGAAGAGAACGAAUCCCCCUCCACACCCACUGACACCAUCGAUGCUGGAGGUGCAGAUGAUGACCAGGCUUUGCUGGAGCGCCUCGCCAAGAGGGAGGAGCGCAGGCAGCAGAGAAUGAAGGAGGCGAUGGAGAGACAGAAAGAGUUCGACCCCACCAUCAGCACCGCUGACGGCACAGACGGCCCACCUGAAGAGGCGUCCUCCUUUAGCAACAGCAGCAGGCAGCAGCAGGCAGAGGAAGAGGAAGAGAAGGAGGAGGAGGAGGAGGAGCAGGUGGCAGAGGCGGACAUUAACUCCUGGAAGAAAGAGGAUGAGGAGGAAGUAGAGAAGGAGGAGAUUGACGCUGAAACAAAUGAAGAGGUUGAUCAAGGAAAAGAAGAGGAAGCUGUUCCCGAUGUUGACAAUGAGCAAGAAGAAAGGAAGAGGAAAGAAGAGGAGGAAAGACAGCAAAAAGAAAUGGAAGAAAAGCUAAGAAUAGAGGAGAAGGAGAGGCAACAAAGGGAAAUGGAGGAAAAGCUGAAGAGAGAGGAAGACGAGAGGCAGCAAAAGGAGGAGGAGGAGAGGAAGAAGCGGAAAGAGGAGGAACAACAGAAACAAAUGGAGGAGAGGCUGAGAGAGGAGGAAGAAGAAAAACUGAAAAAAGAGAUGGAGGAAAAAGAAGAGAAGGACACACAGAACAGGGAGAUGGAUGGGAGACAGAAGAAAGAGGAGGAGGAGAAGCGGCAAAAGGAAAUAGAAGAGCGGCUGAAAAAGGAAGAGGAAGAAAAACACAAAAAGGAGAUGGAAGAAAAGAAGAAGAAGGAUGAGGAAGAAAAGCGGAGGAAAGAAAUGGAGCAGAAGAAGUUAAAGGUAGAGGAGGAAAACAAGAAGAAGAAGGAGCUGGAAGAAAAGAAAAAGAAGGAGGAGGAGGAAAAGCGGAAAAGGGAGGCAGAGGAUAAAAAGAAAAAAGAGGAGGAGGAUAAACGCAAAAAGAGAGAGAUGGAGGAAAAAAAGAAGAAAGAGGAGGAGGAAAAGCUUAAAAGAUUUGGUCUUAAGGAAAAGAAUGAACCAACCAAACAGAACGGAUCCUUCAUUGAGAACAAGCUCAAGAAAACAGAGAAGACGUCAAGGGACAAUGCUCCGUCCACGAAGGCAGACGACGUGGAGCGAAAGGAGGCUGAACAUAAGCUGCAGGAGCUGAAGCGCCGGCGAAACGACGCAGAGAACGAAGAGUUUGAGAAGAUGAAGCAGAAGCAACAGAACUCAGAAGCCGAGCUGGAGGAGCUGAAGAAGAAGAGAGAGGAGAGGAGGAAGAUCCUGGAGGAGGAGGAGAAGCAGAAGAAACAGGAGCUGGAGGACAAGAAAGCCAAAGAGCAGGAGGAAAGGAAGAGGAUGAAAGAGGAGAUAGAGAAGAGGAGGGCAGAGGCUGCAGAGAAGAAGAAACAGAAAGAGGAGGACACCUCAAAACCUUCCUUUGCUAUCAGUCCCAAAGGCUCCUCCAAGAUUGGAGAGAAGGCAGAAUUCUUGAGCAAAUCAGCCCAGAAAAACACUGCAGCAAGAGUGUCACACUCUCCACUUGUGUCCAAGAUAGGCAACAGACUUGACCAGUACACUUCUGCAAUACAGGGUAACAAAGAAGGCAAAUCCCCAAAGUCUCCUCUGGCAGAUAUUCCUACAGGAGGCACACGCAGCAUCAAGAGCAUGUGGGAGAAAGGCAACGUCGGCGGCUCCUCUGAAAGUCCAGCCCCUGCCAACAAGGACUUGGCUUCUAUCAGAGGAGGUGUGGCUGGACGUGUCAACAGCUGGAUGGCAAAGCCUGCAGAGCCAGAGAAGUCGACACCUGCACCUGCACCUGCACCUGUAGCAGCAGCAGCAGCAGCAGCUGCUCCACCCGCAGCAGCAAAGCCGGCAGAAGUGAAACCAGGUGACAUUGGUAACAAGCGCGGCAUGUGGGAAACCAAGAAAAGCUCUGCACCUGCCAAGGUGGCAGUUGUAGGAAAGGGCAAGUUUGUCACAAAUGCAGGUGUAAGACCCUAACGAGUGACCCCAUCAUAUCAAUCCAACCUGACCAAACACAAGGCUACUCUGCUCCUGUAUGUGCUUCCAUUCCCCUUCAACACGCCUGUAGUUUAAGUUCCGAGUGAGAGAAAGACGAGGGGCCGGGACGAGUGACGAGAGACGUUAGGGUUACAGCUUCCAUUUUCAGAGUAUAUGAGUCAGCUCAUAUAAAACUAAAAAUCUAUUAAUUUUGUAUCGAUUUGAUUGGUUUUGAUCUUUUGAUCUUUUUCAUAGAGAAAUUUGAAGAUGUCAUAUUAAACCACACCUUAAAGGAUUGAUAGCUCAUGAGAUAGAUUUCAUCCUUAUUGUUCCUCAAAAACUUUAAAUUCAAGCUUUAUCGAAAUUCAGAUCGUCGUCAAGACACUGACCCACCUAAUUAGAAGCAUUUCUGUUAUGUUGUCCUACACACUCACUGCUUUUUUUGGAUUAUAGUCACAGUUUUAACUCCAUAGAAAGCCUGUACAUAUUUAAUUUGUUUCAGUAGUCAGCCACUUUAUAAUGAGGGCCUCUUUAAUGAAGAAGGUUUCUAAACAGAGAAAUGCAUUGAGUAGUGGCUAAUACAUCAUUUACUGUUGCUUUAUCGAUCAGUUGUAAGUCCUAACUGUGCUGUUUUAUACUAGUGACACAGUUUUUGUGCCACUUUCUAAUCAGGAAUGUCUUAUCAAAGAUUUAUUUGUUGCAAAUGAAGACUUAGUAAACAACAUACGAAUGCAUUAUAGAUCAGUUAUAAGGUGGAUCGGACAGUCAGUCCUGAGUGAAUCUCAACAUCUACUGGAUCGUUUGUUGUGAGAUGGUGUACAGACGAGGUUCAUGGUUCCCAGAGGAUGAAGCCUGCAGACCUUGGCGAUCCCUGGUGUUGAUCAGCAUUUAGUAAUGAGUGAAACGGACCCAACAACACCUCUAACUUUCCAUCUAGUGUCAAUGUAAAGGUCAAAAAGGUCAAUAAAGUUAAUAAGGUAAAUAAGGUUACCUUAAAGGAUAAUUCUCCAAAACUUUGGUUUAUAAGCAAAUGCCUGCAAAGAAGUCAAAUUCCCAUAAUCCUCAGCGGUAACAUUCUUUUAUGUUAAAGAGCUCAAAUAAAAUGAUGAGUGGGUGGAUUACUGUUGUAUUGAUGUAGUCUAUAUGUCUUAUAACCAAUUGAGUUAUUAAUGGAUUACAUACAUUCAUAACUAACAUAUUUAUAAAUAGAAACAAUAAAACCAGUCAACAGGUUAUUUUAAAACAUGGAAACCUAAAACCUGUUCUAUUUAACGACCUAUAACUGAUAUAUAAAGCAUUGGUAAAAAGACUAUUAAUAAAGCUAUCUGUUUCCUUACACAGGAUCCUUAGAGCAGAACAUAAUAUCAGUGACUCAUUCUUCCCAGAGCCACAGCCAGAGUAUAAGAGUUACAACAAUUAAAAGCAUGACAAUCAUUCUGUCAACAAUUCCUGGUAAUUUUUUAUUUUUGACUUGUGGCAGUUUAACAAUCACAUUAUUGUGUCGUAUGAGCACAAGAGAAAGUCAAGUAAAUCAUGUGCAAGAGAGAAAACCACUGUAAUAUCAAAUCAGUGAUCAGUCAGAACCUAUGCUUAUCCAUAAUCAGAUUACAUGCCACUGCCUUUGCAUGACAACUGCAUUAUGCUUUCAAGUUUGAAUAUUUGCUAAAGUGAACUUAAAUUGUGGCCUGGUGUUUCUAUCAGUGCACACAAGUUGAAAUCUGCCAAAUUGUAUUGUGAGUCUCAUGCAAUAUUGUUGGUUUGAAUGUUUGAAGUUAUUGUUUGUGCUUGCUUCAGCA